AAGCACUAUCCAGUUGUGAAAAUGGCUGCUGGCCUACUCCUCCGCUUGCCAGCGAUCGUCCAAGUUCUCAUCGCAGUGCGAUAGUCAAGCUUCCUUUCGCUGAUUUUUGCGCCUGAUACAGGCGCUUCUACUCGCCAUGGGGCUGAGGACGAUUCUCAAGAAGGUGAAACGCAAGGAAAAGGAAGUCCGGGUGCUCAUCCUGGGCCUCGACAACGCUGGCAAGACGACGCUUCUCAAAAAGUUCAACGGCGAGGACACCAGCACCAUUUCGCCGACGCUGGGCUUCAACAUCAAGACCCUCGAACACCGCGGGUUCCAGAUGAACAUGUGGGACGUCGGAGGCCAGAAGUCUCUGCGCACGUACUGGCGCAACUACUUCGAGAGCACCGACGCCAUUGUGUGGGUGGUGGACAGUGCCGACAGGCGUCGCAUGCAGGACUGCCACGACGAGCUGCACUCGCUUAUUUGCGAAGAGAAGCUGCUGGGGGCCACGCUGCUCGUGUUUGCCAACAAGCAGGACCUUCCCGGUGCCCUGACUCCGGCAGAAAUCAAAGAGGCGCUGCAGCUGAAUGAGAUCCACAGUCUGCACUGGUGGAUUGUGCCAUGCAGCGCAUACACGGGCAGCAACCUCCUCGACGGCAUCGACUGGAUGCUCAACGACAUCUCCGCACGGCUCUUCAUGCUCGACUGAGUCUUCCUCAUUUGCAUUAAGUUAUAUCCGGUCCCAGUUACUCCGGUUGGGCGUAACACGACAGCUCAGUACCACAUUGUAAUAAACUCACCUUGUCAGAGUGUUGUUGUCGUCGAAGGAAAUGAACGGUGUCCCGUUGCGAUUUUGCUGUUGUAGUAUGACGGAGUUGUGACAAAUAAAUCUUUCACGAGUUGUUACCCCUUCA
Molecule: messenger RNA, 896 nt
Organism: Ixodes scapularis (black-legged tick)
Lineage: Eukaryota; Metazoa; Arthropoda; Arachnida; Ixodida; Ixodidae
Gene: Arl2
Product: ADP-ribosylation factor-like protein 2
Exons: 5
Coding region: 137-691 (184 amino acids)
Biological process (GO): protein folding
Cellular component (GO): cytoplasm; microtubule cytoskeleton
Molecular function (GO): GTP binding; GTPase activity
Source: RefSeq, a predicted model, not a curated record